Phoenix dactylifera (date palm) is the source of this 1617-nucleotide messenger RNA. RefSeq names its product protein arginine methyltransferase 10 (gene PRMT10). Gene Ontology annotation, molecular function: protein-arginine N-methyltransferase activity; histone methyltransferase activity. The record is from RefSeq and is a predicted model, not a curated record. Lineage: Eukaryota; Viridiplantae; Streptophyta; Magnoliopsida; Arecales; Arecaceae. Gene Ontology annotation, biological process: chromatin remodeling; peptidyl-arginine methylation, to asymmetrical-dimethyl arginine. Gene Ontology annotation, cellular component: nucleus.
CUCCGCCUUACGCCCGCUUCCCGGCCCCCGCUCCUCCCUUCGCUCCCCUCUCUAUUCCGUUCGCAGAUCUCAUGGCGUCGAUGGCGAGCUUGGCGAACGGAUCGUCGGAUCCGUCUGCGGGCAGGGCCGCGGCCGUGGACAAGGGCGUGGACUACGCGAACUACUUCUGCACCUAUGCCUUCCUCUACCACCAGAAGGAGAUGCUUUCCGACCGUGUCCGGAUGGACGCCUACCACAACGCCGUUUUCCAGAACAAGCACCACUUCCGCGGAAAGGUUGUGCUGGAUGUUGGCACGGGUAGCGGUAUUCUUGCAAUCUGGUGCGCGCAAGCUGGUGCGAAGAAGGUGUAUGCUGUCGAAGCUACCAAGAUGUCCGACCAUGCCCGUGAGCUUGUUAAAGCGAACAAUGUCGGUGACAUUGUUGAAGUGGUCGAAAGUUCGAUGGAAGAUGUUGUCUUGCCUGAGAAAGUUGAUGUUAUAAUCUCGGAGUGGAUGGGAUAUUUUCUUCUGCGGGAGUCGAUGUUAGACUCCGUAAUAUGUGCACGUGACCGUUGGCUGAAACCCGAUGGAAUAAUGUACCCCAGUCAUGCUCGUAUGUGGAUAGCACCGAUCAGAUCUGGUUUAGGAGAUCAGAAAAUGAACGACUUGGAAUGUGCAAUGAAUGACUGGUAUAAUUUUGUCGAGGAGACUGAAACACAUUAUGGGGUUAAUAUGAAUGUUCUGACGAAACCUUACCAUGCAGAGCAUGAGAAGUACUAUCUAAAGACAUCAUCAUGGAGCAACCUUCAUCCGAAUCAAGUGAUAGGAACCCCUUCUAUCAUCAAGGAAAUUGAUUGUCUGAUGGCCACUGUGGAUGAAAUUCGUAAUGUUACUUCAAAAUUUUCAUUGUCAAUCAAUAUGGACAGGACAAGACUAUCUGGAUUUGCUGGGUGGUUUGAUGUCCAUUUUCGAGGUAGUGUGCAGAACCCGGCGAUGCAUGAAAUUGAGUUGACCACUGCUCCCAGCGUAGACAAUACAACACAUUGGGGCCAACAGGUAUUCUUGUUGCAUCCUCCUCCUAGAGUUCAUGAAGGGGAUAGAGUGAUGAUCUCUUUUUUGAUGACCCGCUCUAAAGAGAAUCACCGGUUGAUGGAUGUGGACUUUACCUACGAACUACAGCAUUCAUCUGGGAAGUGGCUUCCUCCUGUCACUUCCAAGUUCUAUAUAGAAUGAGGAGACCUGUGGCAACAAUACAGGGUUGGUGGGCAAGGGAAUGUCAUUAGAUCUUGUUGGUUAUCUGGACUGCCAAUCUAAGCAGUGGGGUCAUAUAUGCUCGAUAUUUUUCCCGUAAAGAGAAGCCAUUUCAUUUCGGAAUGGCAAAUGCAGUGAUUGCUUGCAAUUUUGUUAGCAUUUGCAGUGUUCCUUCAGGAUCUAGUAUUCUGUUAGUUUAUUAAGAGAUUUUUUUUGUAUGAUACAUGGAUAUAAUUUUUUUUUCCAAAAAAGUCUUAUGUUUUAUUGCUAGAACUGUGCACGUGGACUUGCCUGCGUCGUAAUCUCCAACAUUUUGCUAAAGUUGAUCUUGUAAUAGCACCACAUAUCAUUGAUUUAAGUUUGUAAUUUCAAUGAAUGCUUGCAUAAA